Molecule: messenger RNA, 7262 nt
Organism: Oryzias melastigma (Indian medaka)
Lineage: Eukaryota; Metazoa; Chordata; Actinopteri; Beloniformes; Adrianichthyidae
Gene: scn1laa
Product: sodium channel, voltage-gated, type I-like, alpha
Exons: 26
Coding region: 179-5785 (1868 amino acids)
Biological process (GO): membrane depolarization during action potential; sodium ion transmembrane transport; neuronal action potential
Cellular component (GO): plasma membrane; axon; voltage-gated sodium channel complex
Molecular function (GO): voltage-gated sodium channel activity
Source: RefSeq, a predicted model, not a curated record
CGUGAACGUGGUGGAAAUUAGCCGAUCCACGCAGGAAUAAGACACAAACUGCAGAAAGUGUCUCAAGGUUUUUAUUUUUGUUUUCCCAUUUCUACUGCUCCCCUGGCUGCAGUAGAAAACUGAUGGUGUUUCUCUCAUUGAAGACAGAGUGCUCACCCUGAAGUUGCAGGAUGAAAAGAUGGCACAACCUUAUCAACCACCAGAUCCAGAAAACUUGCGUCUGUUUACCCGCGAGUCCCUCAAAGCCAUUGAAGCACGGAUUGAAGCACGGAUUGAAGAGGAAAAUGCCAAGAAGCCUAAGGAAGAGAAGAAAAAACGCAAAAGCAAGAAAGACUUCAAACCCAACCGAGAUCUGGAGGCAGGCAAGCCCUUGCCUAUUCUGUUCGGGGACAUUCCUAAUGGCUUGGUCUCAACGCCACUGGAGGACCUGGAUCCAGCCUACCACGAUCACAAAACUUUUAUAGUGUUAAAUAAAAGGAAGAUGAUUUUUCGCUUCAAUGCCGCUCCUGCCUUGUAUAUCUUGGGUCCCUUCAAUCCCAUUAGGAGAUUAUCAAUCAAGAUUCUGGUUCACUCAUUGUUCAAUGUGUUGAUCAUGUGCACCAUCCUCACCAACUGUGCACUUAUGACUAGAUCUUCCACUGCUGAUAAUAAUUCUACGAACUGGACAAAGCCUGUAGAGUACACAUUCACAGCGAUCUAUACUUUUGAAUCCGUAAUUAAAAUUUUGGCUCGAGGAUUCUGUAUAGGGGAGUUCACAUUUCUCAGAGAUCCAUGGAACUGGCUGGAUUUCUCUGUUAUUGUUUUAGCGUAUCUAAAUGAGUUUGGAGAUUUUGGCAGACUAUCAGCUCUUCGGACAUUCAGAGUGCUAAGAGCUUUUAAAGCAAUCUCAGUUAUUCCAGGCUUGAAGACCAUUGUUGGAGCACUGUUCCAGUCAGUGAAGAAGCUCACUGAUGUCAUGAUUCUAACCGUUUUCUGCUUGAGUGUCUUUGCACUUGUGGGAUUACAACUGUUUAUGGGUCAUCUGAAGAACAAGUGCAUUCGUAAACCAGAUAUUACUUCUGAAGAGAACGCAACCGAGUACUGGAGAAUCCUUCUUCAAAAUGCAAAUGAGACGAAACCAAUUUCAAAAUAUUUUUCUGUUGUCUUUUCAGGUCAUCAAUAUUUUCUUCCUGGCAAAAGAGAUCCAUUGCUAUGUGGAAACAGCACUUAUGCUGGGCAGUGUCCAGAGGGCUACACGUGUAUCCCCUUUGGACGAACUCCAGACUUUGGCUACACAAGUUUUGACUCCUUUGGGUGGGCGUUCCUUGCCCUGUUCAGACUGAUGACCCAAGAUUACUGGGAAAACCUUUACCAACAGACUUUGAGAGCUUCUGGGAAACCCUACAUGAUCUUUUUUGUCUUGGUGAUUUUCCUGGGUUCCUUCUACUUGGUCAACCUCAUCUUGGCUGUAGUGGCUAUGGCCUACGAAGAGCAGAGCCAGACCAACAUAAAGGAAGCAAAGGAAAAGGAGGAAGAAUUUCAGGCCAUACUUGAUGAGUUGAGACAACAGCAAGAGGAAGUGCAGGCAAUAGCAGAUACAGCAGAAGAUAAAGACCCUGGUGACAAAGGUGAUGGCACAGGUGGCACUUCCAAUUUAAAAUCCAAAAGUGCCAAGGAAAGAUGUAACAUUAAGAAAAAAAAGAAAGAGGAAGAAAGAAAGGAGUCUGCUGAGUUUCCAAAAUCAAACUCAAUAAACAGUUUGAAGAACUUGACAAUAGAUGGAAACCUGCUCAAUUCCGACUUGAAAUCAUCAACCACACAUCAGGCAAGCAUGACAGAAUCCCAAUACAGGCGGCCAAGUGCAGCUUACAGUGAUUUAAUGGAUUUCCUUGAAGGUCCACAGGCAAGACAAAGAGCACAAAGCCUAGUUAGUGUUAUAACCACCACUGUGGAAGAACUUGAAGAGUCAAGAAGGAAGUGCCCACCUUGUUGGUACAAAUUUGCCGAAACUUUCCUAAUCUGGGAUUGCUGUCCAGCAUGGCAGAAAAUCAAGAAAUUUGUCAAACUGAUUGUGAUGGACCCAUUUGCUGACCUGACUAUAACCAUCUGCAUUGUUCUGAAUACUUUGUUUAUGGCUAUGGAGCACUAUCCAAUGGAAAAUUCAUUUAAUGAUACGCUGUCUAUUGGUAAUAAGGUUUUCACUAGCAUCUUCACAGCUGAAAUGGUACUCAAGAUCAUUGCACUGGACCCAUACUACUACUUUCAAGAGCGUUGGAACAUUUUUGAUGGGAUCAUUGUCACUAUAAGCUUGGUGGAACUUUGUUUUGCAAUCACUCUUUUGAGAUCACUGAGAUUGCUGAGAGUGUUCAAGUUGGCUAAAUCUUGGCCCACUCUCAAUACACUUCUCAAAAUAAUUGGCAAUUCAGUUGGAGCCAUGGGCAACCUGACUCUGGUGCUGGCCAUUAUUGUCUUUAUAUUUGCGGUUGUGGGCAUGCAGCUGUUUGAAAAAGACUAUAGAGCCAAAGUCUUGGAAGACGUAACGAAAGAUAGACCACGCUGGCACAUGAUGGACUUUUUUCAUUCAUUCCUCAUUGUCUUCCGAGUGCUUUGCGGAGAAUGGAUAGAGACCAUGUGGGACUGUAUGCAAGUGGCUGGAACAACUAAAUGCCUCAUUGUCUACAUGAUGGUCAUGGUUGUUGGAAAUCUUGUGAUGCUGAACCUGUUUCUGGCCCUUCUGUUAAGUUCUUUCAGUGCAGACAAUUUGGCAGCAAGUGAAGAGGACAGUGACUUGAACAACUUGCAGAUUGCAAUACAACGGAUUUAUAGGGGCAUUGACUUCAUCAAGUCAUUCCUUAAAAAUAUCUGCAACAGUAAUUGUCAUGGAGACAAAAAGGACAAGACUGAAGACAAGUCUUUGGGUGAACUUAACAAACCUUUUGGAACAAAUGAUCUUCACAACCAUACGCUCAAAAACUUUCCUAAUAACAGCAAUGUUGAUGUGACUGGAGUGGACAAAAGUGGAAACAAGUACAUAGUCAACAGCAAAAGUGAUGAUUCCAUUAUGUCCUUCAUCAACAACCCAAGUUUGACUGUUGCUGUUCCCAUUGCUGCUGUGGAGUCUGACUUUGAAGUUCUGAAUACUGAAGACUUCAGCAGUGCCUCAUCUGAUGUUCAGCCAUGCCGUGUGCAGAUUGUUGAUGGGGAUGAAGAUGAUGAAAUUAGCUCCUCUGAGGGAAGCACAAUCAAUGGUUGUGAACCUGGAGAGAUGGCAGACUCUGUCGGUGGUGAUUUAGAAGAGGCCAUGGAUCCUCAUCAAUGCUUUCCUGCAGUCUGCCGGCAGAAGUUUAAAUGUUGCCAAGUAAAUGCUGAGGUGGGCUUCUGGAAAGCAUGGUGGACGCUAAGGCAAACCUGUUUUAGGAUUGUUGAGCACAACUGGUUUGAGACCUUCAUCGUCUUCAUGAUCCUUCUUAGCAGUGGAGCCCUUGCUUUUGAAGAUGUUUACAGUGAGCAGAGGAAGACAAUUAAAGUUAUCCUGGAAUUUUCAGACAAAAUGUUCACUUACAUUUUCAUUUUGGAAAUGUUAUUGAAAUGGCUGGCAUAUGGAUUUGCCAAGUAUUUCACAAACGCUUGGUGUUGGUUGGAUUUCCUCAUUGUGGAUGUCUCAUUAGUCAGUCUGGUGGCCAAUGCACUAGAAUUUACCGACCUUAGUGCAAUCAAGUCUCUGAGAACUCUUCGAGCACUAAGGCCCCUGAGAGCACUGUCAAGGUUUGAAGGCAUGAGGGUGGUUGUCAAUGCCCUACUAGGAGCUAUUCCCUCCAUCUUCAAUGUGCUUCUUGUGUGCCUCAUCUUCUGGCUGAUCUUCAGCAUCAUGGGAGUCAAUUUAUUUGCCGGAAAGUUUUACAAGUGUAUCAACAACAUUACUGGUGAAGACUUUAAUGCAACCACUAUUCCAAAUGGAACAUUCUGCCGAGCAGAGAAAGAUGCUAUUUGGAAAAACCUUAAAAUAAACUUCGACAAUGUUGGUAUGGGAUAUCUUGCACUUCUUCAAGUGGCCACAUUCAAAGGGUGGAUGGACAUUAUGUAUGCUGCUGUGGACUCAGGAGAAAAGCCGGAGGAGCAACCAGUUUUUGAAAGAAACCUCAAGAUGUACUCAUACUUUGUUGUUUUUAUCAUAUUUGGAUCCUUUUUCACCCUCAAUCUCUUCAUUGGAGUAAUAAUAGACAAUUUCAAUCAGCAAAAGAAAAAGUUUGGAGGUACAGACCUUUUUAUGACUGAAGACCAGAAGAAAUACUAUAAUGCCAUGAAAAAAUUGGGGUCAAAGAAGCCACAAAAACCUAUUCCAAGGCCAUCAAACAAGAUUCAAGGAUUCAUUUUUGAUAUAAUCACCAAACAAGUUUUUGAUAUUGUGAUCAUGAUUCUAAUAUGGCUGAAUAUGGUAACCAUGAUGGUGGAAACAGCAGACCAAAGUGAAUACCAGACUUACGUCCUCCGUAUCAUCAAUUACGUGUUUAUUGUCAUUUUUACUGGGGAAUGUUUGUUGAAGAUGAUUGGACUCCGCCAUUACUUUUUUAUGAAUGGCUGGAAUAUUUUUGACCUCGUAGUGGUGGUUCUGUCAAUUGCUGGUGUUUUUCUUGCAAACAUAAUUGAGAAAUUUUUUGUCUCACCAACACUAUUUAGAGUUAUUCGACUGGCUCGGAUUGGCCGUGUCCUUCGCCUUAUUAAAAGUGCCAAAGGAAUACGCACACUCUUGUUUGCCUUGAUGAUGUCACUUCCUGCCUUAUUCAACAUUGGUCUCCUGCUCUUCUUGGUGAUGUUUAUCUAUGCCAUAUUCGGCAUGUCAAGCUUUGCUUAUGUCAAAAAGGACAAAGGAAUUGAUGACCUUUUCAAUUUUGAAACCUUUGGAAACAGCAUGAUAUGCUUGUUUCAGAUCACCACAUCAGGAGGAUGGGAUACCCUACUUGAUCCCAUUCUAAACAAAAAUGAAAAUGAUUGUGAUCGAGAAGCAGAGCAUCCUGGAAGCAGCACUAAAGGCAAUUGUGGAAAUCCCCCUGUUGGAAUAGCAUUUUUUGUUAGCUACAUCAUCAUCAGCUUUCUGAUUGUGGUAAAUAUGUAUAUUGCAGUAAUUCUGGAAAACUUUAACGUGGCGACUGAGGAGAGUACUGAUCCACUGAGUGAGGAUGACUUUGAGAUGUUUUAUGAAGUCUGGGAAAGGUUUGACCCUGGUGCAACACAAUUUAUUCAGUUCAAAAGGCUUUCGGACUUUGCAGAUGCUCUCAACCCACCACUACAAGUACCCAAGCCGAACAGGAUAGAUUUGAUCUUUAUGGACCUUCCAAUUGUGAGUGGUGACCGUAUUCACUGUCUGGAUAUCCUGUUUGCUUUCACAAAACGUGUACUAGGAGAAGGUGGGGAGAUGGACAUUUUAAGGGAGCAGAUGGAGGAGCGCUUUAUGGCCUCAAAUCCUUCCAAAGUGUCAUACGAACCCAUUACGUCCACCCUGCGCCGUAAAGAAGAACUUCGGUCAGCUACUGUCAUUCAAAGAGCAUUUAGAAGAUAUACCGAGAAGGUGAAGUUCUCAGAAGAUUCAGAUGAUGGAACUGAGAAGGAUGAAACACUUGGCGACAAAAAGGAAUUUGUCAAAGAGAACAAUAAAGAAACUUCCAGUGCUGAAAAAACUGAACAGACAGCUUUAGUGUCCUCUGCAUCUUCCUGUGAUAAUUUAAUCAUAAAUGAAAAAAGUGAACUUGAAACAGACCAAAGUGAGAAAGAGAAAACAAGCAACGAAAGAGGAAACCCAGAUACAUAAGAGAGGAAGUGCAACAAAAUGUUUACAGUUCUUUGAAAGUUACUACCUUCUCGAAUGUGUAUACCCACUGUUUCACACAGACUGUCCUUACUUUACAGAAGGGGGAGAUGGUUCAUAUUUGCUAUAAUCAGACCACUAUGAAAGAUUUCAGGGGCAUCUAUAGGCUGUGCUGUUUACAAAAUUGCCAUUAUUUGUUGUCAAGGCACACCUUUUGUGCUUUAACUUGUAUGGCAGCUAGUUCUGCUGUCAAGUGACUUGAAGUAAUGUUAUAUCAAUGACUUUUAAAUCGCAGGCACUCAUUUUUUCAGAAAAAAAAAGGAUUUCAUGUUUUUUUUUUUUUUUUAAGCAUCAAUUUUAUGUUAACUCUUUUCUUAUAGUAGUUUCCUCAGGUACAAUACUAUGAGCAUAAAGCCCUAGGCUGCUUCAGAUGAUGCUAACGUUUGACACAAACAAAAGCCGUGAUCCAUUAUAAAUGCAUGAAUGCCUAUUCAUGGUUAUGCAUGAAAAAGAUUUCCAUUAUUGCCAAUUUUCUCUCCAAACUUAUGAUAAAAAUCUUUUCAGUUAUUUGGAUUUUAUUUUGUGUAUGAGUGGAUUUUGUACAUGUAAACAUGAACUUCAACAACACCACAUUUAAUGCUGCAUAUUUUAGACUUAGUUCCAAAAAAGUGUUUUUUCCCAGAUACACUGUGUGUCAUCGUCAUACAAAUCAUCAUGAUUAUUGUCAUAAAACUAUAAUAACAAAGAUCAAAGAUGACUUGAGUGGUGAGAUUUAAAGCCACCAAAAUAUUUGAAUAAUUUAUCUCACCCCCAAAAAACCUCUUGCUGUUUAUGUGAGGAUAUUGUUCUUAAGUUUUUUUUUUUCAUUUCUGGCAAAAUGGUUUGGCUGGGUGUGAAUUUUCCCUCUGUGGGAAAAAAAAAGAUGCUUGUUUGAGAAAUCAAGUUGGUUAUCUGUGAUGUCAACCUUAAACAUGAGCUCAUUUGUAAUUGAAGAUGUGGGGUAAAAUGUGGUAUUUUUUAUGUUUUGUUUCCCAAAUUCCUAUGGGAGUAGUUACUGAAAUGUAUAUGCUUGUAUUUUUUUUUAUGUUUUUACAGUUCAAAUCACAGUCUUUAUGAUAGCAAACAAAUAUCAAAGGUGGAUAAAUGAGUGCUCAGGAUAUUCUGAAAAAUCUCAAGGAAAUUGCAUCAUACUUUUCAUGUGUUUUGCCAUUUCAAACUAUUGUUUACAUUUUUACAUCAUUGCUUCCUACAACAGACACUUGAAAUUGUCAAACUUAUAUGUGAUACUUUGCUACACAGGUUAUAAAUCCAGUGGUGUAGUUAGAAUUAGCAUGUCAUGCACUUAUGCUGCACCUUACCCACACUGAAAGAAAGAAUGUUUCUGUUACAAAUCCAUCAACUCUCAUAUUGUUUAUAUGCAUAAUAAUUGUGUUGUGUAAGUUGAGUGCAUGCAAGAUGUUUCCAUAACUCAUUUCACAAA